CCAAAAAUGAAGCCUAUAAACUAAACAAAGACCUAGGUCUCGAUGCGCAUCACAGCGGGAGGACACUCCGAUGCGGAUGUGAUGUUCGAUAGAACUGUAGAAGACGGGGAUCGAUCUUCUCCACGACUAUGGCUCUGCUGGCAUCAUCUAAAGGGGUGCAGAUAUCAGUGCCGGUACUCGUUCUAGCCGCUGCUGCAGCUGCAGCCCUCUUCUUCUUUCUCUUCUCCUCUCUUUCUUCGCCAUCAUCUACCGCUUCCUGUUCAUGCCCUACUUCCGCCGACCGUGUUGCCUCUAACGCUGGCAGUGGCUUGUACGUUGCUAGACAUGAGGAGCAGAUCUCGGCGUCGGCAGAGGACAUCCAGUGGUUGAAGGGACAGAUCGAGAACAACGGACUCCAUAUGAGGCAAAAUGUGCUCCGUAAAGGGAUUAACCCUCGCACUCGCGAGCAACAGCUCCAGGAUCUUCUUCAGUUCAAGGGCAUAUCACAUUAUGAAGGAGAGGAAGCAAAUAAUCACACUGCUCUCCCUUGUCCAGGUGAGCUCCUUGUAGAAGAACACCACAGCAAUUACGGGGAGCCUUGGGCAGGAGGGAGAGAUGUGUUUGAAUUUCUCGCAAAAUCUGUCCAUCUAUCUCCAAACUCUAAAGUGUUGGAAAUUGGAUGUGGGACCCUUCGUGUUGGGCUGCAUUUUAUACGGUACUUGAAUUCAGAGAAGUACAACUGUCUGGAAAGAGAUGAGCUGUCCUUGAUGGCUGCAUUGAGGUAUGAGCUUCCAUCCCAAGGGUUAUUAUCUAAGCGUCCUCUCAUUUUAAGAGGUGAAGACAUGGAGUUUAGUAAGUUUGGAUCUGAAACUAUGUAUGAUUUGAUAUACGCAAGUGCUGUAUUCCUGCAUAUUCCAGACAAGCUUGUUUGGGUUGGGUUAGAGAGGCUUGCUGGUAAAUUAAAACCAUUGGGAGGUCGUAUAUUUGUCUCCCACAAUAUAAAGUUCUGUUCGAGACUAGGAGGAGACGAAUGUACAAAAAGAUUAGGUAAUAUCGGCCUUGAGUACCUUGGGAAGCACACUCAUGAUAGUUUACUUUUCAACCAUUACGAGAUUUGGUUUGAGUUUAGGAGGUUCAAGGAAUAACAAGAGCUUGCUAUGAGUUGCAGUUUCAUUUACUCUUCUCAGGGGAGGGUCUUGUUUCAUUAUAUGGAAGUUACUGAACUAGAUUGGUCUGACUACAUUACCCUUUCACCGUUGUACCUUGGCAAAAUUAAAAGUUGUAUUGGCACAGAUAGUUGUAGAUAUUCAGAUGGAGUGUGAUGAAUCACAAUCUUGAAGGAGAAUUGGACAAUGUGCUUAUGAUCAUGUUGUCUUUGUUCUUUUAAUGGACGAAGCAUCACCAGAAGCUGAUUCCUCUGUGCACUGUUUUGCACUUCUUCGUAGUCCAAGAGAAGGACGGUCAUCAAUAUGACAAUAUAUAGUUAAUAUGUAAGGUUCUGUUCUGAAAUUGCGCUGGAGAGUACUGUGUUUUGUAGUUUGUUCUUUGUGAAGUUUGUUCUACAAAGCUUGGGAAAAGUAGUUAUAUAGAGAAUCAUAUCUUAGAUUCUUAGAAAAGGUUUUUCUGUAGGAUGAGUUUUUUUUGUAAGAUAAGAUAUUAUAUUCUUUAUCCAUUUUUUCUUGUGAUUACUUUGAUGUCUGUUAAUUGAUUGAUGUCCGUAUCAACUAUCAUCGUUGUGUAGCCUUGGGUAAACGAUACUAUUGUAACUUAUUGUUGUCUUAGGCCGAUAUAAUCAUAUAAGAUACGG
Cuscuta epithymum is the source of this 1786-nucleotide messenger RNA. Lineage: Eukaryota; Viridiplantae; Streptophyta; Magnoliopsida; Solanales; Convolvulaceae. The record is from the annotation of a GenBank genome assembly.